Molecule: messenger RNA, 1106 nt
Organism: Bombina bombina (fire-bellied toad)
Lineage: Eukaryota; Metazoa; Chordata; Amphibia; Anura; Bombinatoridae
Product: catechol O-methyltransferase-like
Exons: 5
Coding region: 159-809 (216 amino acids)
Biological process (GO): developmental process; dopamine metabolic process; catecholamine catabolic process
Cellular component (GO): axon; dendrite; membrane
Molecular function (GO): catechol O-methyltransferase activity; magnesium ion binding
Source: RefSeq, a predicted model, not a curated record
AAAGGGUCUUUUCAUAUGCAAAAGAAGGGGGAGGGGGUGAGUGUCUUAUUUCCCACUUGCAGUGGGCUUUCCAGCUACCUUUUCAACAGGGCUAAACUGAGAGCUUCUAACUCAGCUUACAAAGUUAAGAAGUACAACUAAGGAUCAUAUAUUUCAUUAUGGAGGACAUGAAAGAACAGAGAAUCCUUGAAUUUGUUCUAGAGAAUGCAUUACACGGUAACCCUCAGAGCGUGUUGGACAAUAUAGACAAAUACUGCCGAAACCAGGAGUGGGCCAUGAAUGUAGGAGAUGAAAAAGGUCUGAUUCUGGAUAAAGUGGUGCAAGAUACUGACCCACUGGUGCUUUUAGAGCUGGGCACAUACUGUGGAUACUCUGCUAUUCGGAUAGCUCGGUUAUUAAAGCCUGGAGUUCGUCUCUUCACUAUAGAGAUGAAUCCAGCUCAUGCUACUGUGGCCAAGCAGAUGAUUGAAUUUGCCGGAGUGUUUGACAAGGUGCAAUUACUGGAAGGGUCCACAGCUGAUAUCAUCCCAGAGCUAAAGCAAAAAUAUGCAGUGGAAACCCUAGACUUUGUAUUUUUGGAUCACUGGAAGGACAGAUACAUCAUAGAUACAAAACUAUUAGAGGAGUGCCACUUACUCAGAAAAGGGUCAGUGUUAUUGGCUGAUAAUGUUGUCUAUCCUGGAAUCCCAGACUUCCUUGAAUAUGUCAGAACCUGUGGUCGUUAUAACUGCAUAAACUAUCCAUCUCAUGUACAGUACAUGAAUAAGGAAGAUGCACUGGAAAAAGCUGUAUUUCAAGGUUAUCAGUGAUUAAAAGAACAAUCUACUAAAGAAGAGCAGGCACUAAAUUUGCAUUAAAAUGUGAAUAUAACACAAUACAAGCUCUGUAAUAUCACAUGUGCAAUUGUCAUGUAAUGUGGUGUUAGAGACACCUGUCAUGUACUACUGACUUGCAAAUUGAUGCAGGGAACAUAGUUUGAGCACUAUGCAGUAAACUAUCGUACUCUGUUACCUAGUGACACGGGAGUAAAUUGCCAUAAUGUAGGUAAUGUGUUAAAAUAUUGUGCUUUAUACAUACAUACAUAUGGAAGUAAAAAAAUAAAUAAA